Messenger RNA from Mangifera indica (mango), 1144 nucleotides. RefSeq lists its product as uncharacterized. The coding region runs from base 220 to 936 and encodes 238 amino acids. The transcript is spliced from 6 exons. The record is from RefSeq and is a predicted model, not a curated record. Lineage: Eukaryota; Viridiplantae; Streptophyta; Magnoliopsida; Sapindales; Anacardiaceae.
UCUCUAAUUCAUACGUCAAAAUUUCAAAAUUGGUUCGUCCUGGCUCCCGCCUUGCUUCUUCUGAACGACAGAGACACAAAGAGAGAUCUGAUCGGCCGGCGGAGAGAGGAACCACCGCUAUUUCUCAAACAAUUCGCUUCUGCCUACGGCGUCGUCUGAGGAAACGCAUGAUUGAGAAUACCUGGUGUUACUUAUCAAGCUUCAUUCAAACUGGCUUAAAUGGCGAAGCGAAGAGGGAGAAAACCGGUCAAGAAAGCGGUUUCAGCGGAUGAUUCACACGCCAAAGGCUCGAGAGAGCCCGAAAUCGAAGACAAAGAAGCUGCGAUUUUGCAGCAAGAAGUUGAACGAGAAAGUGCUGCAGCUAGGGCUAUUCGUGAUGUGGAGAUUGAACAUACACUUACUGGUUUGCGUUUACUAAGAUCAUGUUUAAAUGAGGAACAGUUGAAAACCCCUGUUUUGCAAUUUUUCAAAGAAAAUCUUCCAGACCUUUCAAUUGUAAGAAACAAAGAAAAUGGGCAUUUUGAAGUGCAAUGGAAUGAUAAUGAUGGUAAUUCAUGUAUGUACAAUGCUGAUGGAAGAGAUAUACAUACUUCCCUUCUGCAGAGGAUGUCCAUUGCUUAUCCUUUUGGCUCUGCUGCUCCCUCUUUUGGUGGCUAUGAGUUAUCAACCAAAUCAGUUAAAACAAAGGUUCUAGGUGCUGAAAACCUGCAGAUCAGAGACUUUUUUCCGGAGGAGCCGAGUGAUUCUCAGAUGCUUGGAAUGCAUGAUGCCUUUCGAACUCCUGGGGCUACCAGCCAAAGGCUAUCUAUUGGAAUGACCCCGAAAACUUUAAGGUUGCCUAAGCCUGGUGAGAUGCUUCUUUCUGUUCAUGGUUCACCUCUCGGUGUUUACAAGGAGGAGAACAUGGAAGCAAUACGGGAGUCAGACGAGGACUGACUGGCUUCGAGUUGUUCUCUUCUUGAUCUUAGUUUAUGACAAGCAAUGGCUGCCCACUCAAAGCUGGUCUGAAUGUCGUUGUAUUAUUGUAAUUGAAAUUGUAUUUUUAUUCUGAAGAGCCUAUUAUCUUUACACUGAUUUUGACCUAAAACUAGUGUGUAUCAUAUUAACAAUCAGUUUAAGGACUUUUGUCCGUGAUUUAGUAGAU